Molecule: messenger RNA, 983 nt
Organism: Phragmites australis (common reed)
Lineage: Eukaryota; Viridiplantae; Streptophyta; Magnoliopsida; Poales; Poaceae
Product: GTP-binding nuclear protein Ran-3-like
Exons: 7
Coding region: 472-723 (83 amino acids)
Biological process (GO): protein import into nucleus; ribosomal subunit export from nucleus
Cellular component (GO): cytoplasm; nucleus
Molecular function (GO): GTPase activity; GTP binding
Source: RefSeq, a predicted model, not a curated record
UCGAACCGGAGCAGACCAAACGACGACCGCAUAUAACCACGGCCGCACCCUCCCAACCCGAACCCUCGCGUCGCCGGCGAUCCGAUACGUCGUCCGUCGUCUCCGAUAUAAUCGACUCGCCCCUGACCCCAGGCCAAGGCUUCGGCCCCAAUGGCUCUGCCGAACGCCCAGCCCGUGGACUACCCCAGCUUCAAGCUCGUCCUCGUCGGCGACGGCGGCACCGGGAAGACGACAUUCGUGAAGAGGCACGUCACCGGGGAGUUCGAGAAGCGGUACGAACCGACGAUCGGGGUGGAGGUGCGGCCGCUGGACUUCCACACUAGCCGCGGCAAGAUAAGGUUCUCCUGCUGCGACACGGCCGGCCAGGAGAAGUUUGGUGGCCUCCGCGAUGGAUACUAGGUGUGCGAGAACAUCCCGAUCGUUUUAUGCGGCAACAAGGUGGACGUGAAGAACCGUCAGGUGAAGGCCAAAAUGGUGACUUUCCACAGGAAGAAGAGCCUCCAGUACUACGAGAUCUCCGCCAAGAGCAACUACAACUUCGAGAAGCCCUUCCUCUACCUUGCAAGGAAGCUCACAGGGGACAUGAACCUCCGAUUUGUCGAAGAGACAGCCCUCCCCGCUGAAGUCUCCGUGGACCUCACCGCGCAGAGGCAGAUUGAGGCAGAGAUGGCAGCCGCAGCAGCGAUGCCCCUGCCGGAUGAGGACGACGAUAACAUGGACUGAGCUUAGCCAGAGGCGACCAGGCUGCCGUAGUUUGGUUCUAGCUUAGUAUAGAUGGUUUUAAGAGAGGCUUAUAUCUCCGUUUCAGAAUUUCUUUCAGUAGCGUUAGGUGAAGCUGGUUUAAUUCUGUAGUAGCUCUCGUCUACUCUCUCGGUGAUUGCUAAUGUCAGUUCGUCUCUUGGAGAUAUCUUGGAAGAGUUGUUGUUGGCUUGUGGCUUGAGUAAACAGAAGGCAUUCUAAUGGAAGGUUAAGUUUCUUCGUUA